Messenger RNA from Punica granatum (pomegranate), 1826 nucleotides. The record is from RefSeq and is a predicted model, not a curated record. Lineage: Eukaryota; Viridiplantae; Streptophyta; Magnoliopsida; Myrtales; Lythraceae.
GGCGGUCAGAGUCGACGAUUUCAAAGCACUGACUGACUGGACCAGUCCCUGGGGAAGGCAGAGGUAACCCGAAAACCCUACUGUUUCCCGAUUCUCAUAGUGGGACCAAAUAUGUAUCCGGCCACCGGCUUCAGCAACGGCCAUCGCCACCAACCCGCCGGCACUUUCAUGGAUAAGCGGCUGGGUUCGGGCCGCAGGGAGCGGGCCCGCAGCCGAGCUACCCGUGCCGGGCCACGCGAUUCGCGGGAUCCCGACCAGCGCUGUGACCAGAAACCUCCUCCCUGUACGGACUUCGACGUCGCCUACUUUAAUUCCUACGCUCACGUCGGCAUACAUGAAGAGAUGAUCAAGGAUCGUGUUCGAACAGAUACAUAUAGAGCUGCAAUCAUGCAGCAUCAGAGCUACAUUGCGGGCAAGGUGGUAGUAGAUGUUGGAUGCGGCACUGGCAUUCUCUCUAUAUUCUGUGCCCAAGCUGGAGCUAAGCGGGUAUAUGCCGUGGAUGCCAGUGAUAUUGCAGUGCAGGCCAAUGAAGUUGUUAAAGCAAAUAACUUGUCUGACACAGUCAUUGUGUUGCAUGGGCGAGUAGAGGAUGUCGAAAUUAAUGAGGAGGUUGACGUUAUAAUUUCAGAGUGGAUGGGGUACAUGCUCCUGUAUGAGAGCAUGCUGGGCAGUGUGAUUUGUGCAAGAGAUCGCUGGUUGAAACCUGGAGGCUUAAUCCUUCCUUCAAAUGCUACGUUGUAUAUGGCCCCGGUCACGCAUCCUGAUAGAUACAGCGAUAGCAUUGAUUUCUGGCGGAAUGUUUAUGGAAUUGACAUGUCUGCAAUGUUGCCUUUAGCUAAACAAUGUGCAUUUGAGGAACCUUCUGUGGAGACAAUAGCUGGUGAAAAUGUCUUGACAUGGCCACAUGCAGUAAAGCACGUAGACUGUUAUAGAGUCACUCUUCAUGAGCUAGAGUCCGUAUCGACGAGAUAUCGGUUCAAGUCGAUGAUGCGGGCUCCAUUGCAUGGGUUUGCAUUUUGGUUCGAUGUCGAGUUCAAUGGACCUGCAAUAUCUCCAGCCAGUAAUCAUGUUACCGCCACAUUUGCUGAAUCAUCAAAUGAUCAACCUAUGGACUACAGUCAGAGGAAGAAACGUCCCAAUCCAAACGAAGCAUUGGUGCUUUCCACUGCGCCGGAGGACCCUCCUACGCAUUGGCAACAGACAUUGAUAUACUUUUACGAGCCAAUACCAGUGGAGCAAGAUCAGCUGAUAGAAGGUUCUGUAACAUUAUCCCAAAGCAAAGAAAAUCCCCGAUUUAUGAAUAUUCACCUUGAAUACACUUCUGGUGGCAGAUCAUUUGUGAAGGAGUCAGUAAUGCGGUGAUAAAUUGAGCUUAUGUUCCUGGAAGGCGACUUAAAGCGAGACCGUGUCUAUCCUGUUAACAAGUUUGGGUGAUUCCAGCUCUGAGGCCGGCUUCUUCUUCCUAACGAAUUCGCGGCUUUCACUAAUUUUGCAGUAAGAUGAUUGAUCCAGAACAUUGCAAGAGUGGCAUGAAGAGCAUAUGGGUCCUGUUAACUCCAUUGCCGAGUCACUCCUCCGUCUGUCUUGUAUUCGUCUCGUCUGAUAUAGGUUUAGGAUAGGAGAACUUUUGAGUUUUAUUUCUUGCUAGGUCAAUCCUUGUUUUGUUGGUAGCAAGAACCGGAAGGAAGUGAUGAUUUCUUGCGUUUGUGAAACACCUCACCACAAAGAGAGGUGUUUGAUCGGCUUGACCAUUGGGAAUUCGGAUGCAUUAUUUUUUGUUCUCAAGGCUUGGUUCUUAUGAAAGAAUUGCCCUCCGUUCUCAGCGA